AUGGAGCAGGAGUACGUUGCUGGUCUGUACCAGGCCCUGGGAAAGUCUCCCGGAGCAGAGUUCUCCUCUGAGGAUGUUAGUUUCCUGUACCGCAAAGUGUUUCAUGUUUCCUCCAGCACCAGUGACGCCAAUGCAGCCAUAAAGAAGAUCACCAGAAGUGACAACAGCCGGUCCUGUGUCACUGAAAAUAUUUUAGAUGUUCUCCUCGAAAUGGAACGUGAACGAGAAAAGAAGGAAUCGCUGUUCUGGGACCUCCAGCUACUGAAUGCUGGAAAUCUUAAUCACGUGAUGGAUUGGAUGCAGCAAAGCACAGACCCGGCUGCUACUUUGGAAAUGGCUUACAGCUCAGAUUCUGGAUCCUCACAGCCAUGCACAAUCGAAGCAGCCACUCCCGAGAUGGAGACAAUGAAACUUUGUGGUAGAGUGACAAGUGUGAGGAAGCUGAAGAAAGCAGCCAGGCAGUGUUGGGCUAGAUUGGUGACUGAAGGCCUGCAAAGCAUGUUGCCUUCUUUCUGCAAGGCCCAAGGAGCAGAGAUAAGAUGCCAGGCAUGGGGCUGUGUGUCUUUGUCAGACCUCCUCCUCUUGGUGGAGGUGAAGUACGAUGUGGUGACUCAUCUGCUCUAUACAGAAAUGCUGCAGGAGCACCACGCUGAGACUGUCUGGAAGAUGCUCCUACCAUGGCAACAGCACAGGGAAGAGGAGGGGCUGGAGGAUCUCGCGGAGGAAGCUUUGGAGUCUGCUGACGCGCUCCGCAUGGCGGAAUUGCCGGGGGCAUUCAGGAUAUACAGGGAUAUACACACGCGUACCAAGGUCUCUUUUAAUGGAUUUGUUCAAAGCUGUCCUGAUUCCAAACCUCAGUGCUGGACGGCUGUUUCUUUCCUGAAUGAUUUACACAUACUUCGACAACAUGAGCGGCACACACUGGCGGUCCUAAGCGAGAGGCUGAAUGGAGAGGGCUUCAGACUGGUGUGUCUACACAUUAGGUUGGCGACUCUUCGAGCUCAGAGAGAGAAAACGUCGUACGGUGCUCUUCUGGCGGCCCGGCAGUCCUGGGAAACGUGGCCGCGUGUUUACAGUCCAUGCAGAGCAGAGCGAGUUACUCUGUGGCUCUUUGGUGAUAAAGAGGAGGAAGAGGAGGUGAAAGAAGACACCAAGACCGUACAGCAGGCAUUGCUGCAGCUGCUGGUGGUGACUCAGGAGCAAGAGAGGAAGCACUUGGUCAGGUUGGUUCAUGAGGUCUCCCCAGAGGAUUUGCAGGAUCCAGGUUGUACAGUUCCUUCACAAGUUGAAAGUCACAUGCAUGCUGCUUUGAGGUUUGGUUGCAUAAAAAGGCUGAGACAAGUCUAUGCCUGGCUGCAGAGUGAAACCCUUUCAGAGCAAACAAACCUGCAACCAGUGUCCCAAAUCCAGCUGGAGAACUGUGGACUGCUUCUCCUGAGCCAGCUGCUGGAGCUUCAGGAGGUCCAAGCUUCUGCUUUUCUGCAAGUUUUGGUGAACAAUCAAGCACAGCAAAUCCAGGCCCUGCAUGAGGAAUACAAACGCGAAAUCCAAGCAAAAUGUUUCUCCAACCUGCUCCACCUCCUGACCUCAGAUGAUCCCCUAACACCAGGCUCUGUUCGCCAUCCAUACUGGAUUGAAAACAGUGGAGGCGAGAAAACCAACGCUCAGCCCUGCUACACUAGACUGGCUGAUGAGGCUCAAGAUGCGAGUGGUGCGUUCACUGACACUCAGAUGGAUGUUUUAUCCAGAGGAGCCAGCGGAGCAGUGAAUGAAGUCCAAUCUACAGACGAGGCUGACAAACACGACCUCUGUUCAGGUUGUGGAGCAGUCAUGGAGGACCUGCCCUACUUGGAGAUUUUGUGUGUGCCUGAUGCAAGAAGUGAUGCUCAGGAGACUCCCCCUGCAGAGGGAGGAGCCCAGACGGAGGACAGGGAUGCUGCAGCAAAGACUCAGCAGAGUUUUGAAAAACAGGGUUCUCUAAUCACUCUUGCCUGGAGCCAACUGCCUGAGGACGGCACCGACAGCGAGAUGGAGGCUGCAGCUGGAGACACGGGACAGAAUCUGCAUAUUGAGAACACCCAAGUCCAACCUCCACAAAGUGAGGAGAAGAAUGAGGAGUGCAGUUUAUUACAGCGUACCUUAGCUGGUCAACAGGAUGCGCAGCCUGAGAAGGUGCAGUACAGCACGGUCGAGCAGGUGAUCUUGAAUGCUGCACCAAUAGAUGAUCAACCCAUGGAAGGACAAUCAGUUUCCAAAUGUAACCUCCAAACAGAGACAGAGAGUCCGCAGGCCAUUCAGCCACCUCUUCUCACUGACCCCUCCGAGGCAGAUCCACAUGCUGAUGACCCCUGCUCCGAAACAUCCAAUACCAUCUCUAAUGCAGGCAGAGAAGGAACUGAAGGGGAAAUGUCUCCCAUUGCCGAUGAGUCUGAAGUUUGGGACUUACCUGAAGCUGAACCCUGUCAGCAUGAGGGUCAGGAAUGCCAUCCAGGAGCAGCAGUGGACCGCAGCCUCUCGGAGAUGAAGACAGAGAGGGAACCAAGAGAGCCAGUGUCUGCCAUGGAGAGGGAGAGAACGAUGCGCAACCUGGUGGACAUGCAAAGGAAGGUCGAACAGAAGCAGCAGAGAGACCGGGAGAGGCAGCUGCUGAGGGUUCAGGAGCGUCUGUCGAUCAUCCAGAACAGGAAGGCGGAGGAAGAUCUGCUCGGCUUGAAACACACCGACAGGCUUAAACACCUCACACAUGAUCUACUCCUGGAAGACAGAAAUCAGCAGAAGACUAUUGUUAAAGAGCGUCUGGAGCAGCUCAGAAGAGAGCGUUCUUAUAUCAUGCAGUCCAAAAGAGAUAGGAAUACUGCAGGUUUUAAAGAACUCCUGGGUCCAGUUGUCCUUCACGGCAGAGAGACGGAGGACGGAGCAGACUGGGACACUACAACCGUUUGAAUUCUUUUGUAACUAAAAGCCGGUUUUACUGUUCGCCAUACUCAACAAACCACAAUGUUCUGUGUAUUCUGACACCUUUCUCGUUGGGUAAUCCCAACAUUCAUCUGUUACAACGCAUGGCGUACUUCAACUACACUCUGCUGGGAUUUCUCUCUCAAU
Messenger RNA from Salarias fasciatus (jewelled blenny), 3102 nucleotides. RefSeq lists its product as uncharacterized. The record is from RefSeq and is a predicted model, not a curated record. Lineage: Eukaryota; Metazoa; Chordata; Actinopteri; Blenniiformes; Blenniidae. The coding region runs from base 1 to 2943 and encodes 980 amino acids. The transcript has 19 exons.